Messenger RNA from Salvia hispanica, 2055 nucleotides. Its product is annotated as rop guanine nucleotide exchange factor 7-like. The record is from RefSeq and is a predicted model, not a curated record. NCBI's taxonomy places the organism in Eukaryota, Viridiplantae, Streptophyta, Magnoliopsida, Lamiales, Lamiaceae. Gene Ontology annotation, molecular function: guanyl-nucleotide exchange factor activity.
AGAUGUUGAAGACUCCUGUGGGAGAGAGAGAGGUUUUGUACACAACUAAACAAAACCUGAGCCUUUCUUCCUACUAAUUUAAGCCCACAUUUCCAAGAAAAUCAAAACCUCCCUCUGCACUCUCAUUAGGUUCCAAAUCAGUCAAAUUCUUGAAAUACUGUCAAUUUGUGGUGCGAAUGUCUGCUUUGUUGAUUCAAGACGAAAUUUUUAAAAGGGGGAAAGAAGGGUUAUGUGAGAGUGAGUGCACAUUUAGAGAAAACAUGGAUUCGAGCGGUGAAAGCAGCAUUUCAAGCUCUGAUUUUUUGGCCUUGGGGUUGAGUAGUAGUAGUAGUAGCAGUUUUCAAGAUUCAUCUUCGCAGCCUUCAACUUCUGAGGCCUCUGAAGAAUCCCACAAAAUCCACGUGGAGGAGAUGAAGUUUGAGAAGAAGAGAUCAUCUCUAUCAGAAUUUGAGAUGAUGAGAGAGAGAUUCUCCAAACUGCUGCUUGGUGAAGACAUGUCUGGUCGUGGGAAUGGUGCUUCCACUGCUUCGGCUAUCUCCAAUGCAAUUACUAAUCUGUGUGCUACUCUUUUUGGACAAGUUUGGAGGUUGGAGCCUCUGCAGCUCGAUAAGAAAAUAAUGUGGAGAAGGGAGAUGGAAUGGAUUCUCUCCGUUAGCGAUCAUAUUGUCGAAUUCGUACCUUCUUGGCAGACAUUCCCCAAUGGAAGUAAACUCGAGGUCAUGACAACCAGACCGCGAUCAGAUCUAAGCAUUAACCUCCCUGCUCUGCGCAAGUUAGACAACAUGCUUCUUGAAAUCUUGGAAACAUUUGAAGAUUCUGAGUUCUGGUAUGUCGAUCAAGGGGUAGUAUCUCCAACUGUCAAAGGUUCAUCAUGCUCCAUCAUCCGUGAAACCCUCCCCCAUCAACAAGACAAAUGGUGGCUUCCCAUGCCUCGUGUCCCUCCCGGUGGCAUCAGUGAGGACGGAAAGAAGUUGCUGCAGCAUAGGCGCGACUGCACGAACCAAAUACUCAAAGCUGCAAUGGCUAUAAACUGCGCGACUAUCGCAGAAAUGGACAUCCCCGAUUCAUAUCUAGAAUCACUCCCAAAGAACGGGAAGGUGAGUUUGGGAGCUCGUAUUCAUAGAUAUAUAAACUCUGACCAAUUCAUGCCUGAGUGCUUGCUCGACUGCCUCCAUCUGUCCACUGAUCAUCACGCUCUCGAGAUUGCCAACAGAGUGGAGGCCACAAUGCUUGUGUGGAGGCGAAGAAACACCUCAAAAAAUUCCUCACAUGGCAGCACAAACAAGUCCCGUUGGGAAAUGGUCAAGGAUUUCGUGGGUGAUGGAGACAAAUGGGAGGUGCUCGCAAAUAGAGCAGAGAGGCUUCUCAUCUGCCUGAGGCAACGGUUUCCCAGUCUACCUCAGACCACCUUAGACAUGAGCAAGAUCCAAUAUAACAAGGAUGUGGGGAAGUCGAUACUAGAGAGCUACUCAAGAGUCCUCGAGAGCUUGGCGUUCAACAUUGUAGCGCGUAUUGACGACUUGCUCUUGGUGGAUGAGUUGUCGAAGCAGUCAGAUCAGCUGGUGGCGUUCCCAAAGAUUGGUACGAUCAGCAGCCCGUACAGGACGGCCUUGUCGACUCCUAGCUUCUCGCCUCUGCGGAGAUCGCCAUACAUUGAGAGCAGCAAGCAUCACCUUCAUGGAUUCGGGUUGAACAGGAUUCAGCGGACUGAUUGUGCCAGUGUGGAUGGGAAGGGGAAGAUUCUCGGCCGGAAUAUGCCUACGAGUGUGGCCAUGGAGAUGUUGGAAUAUGAAUCCCUUGAUACUUAAAAGGGGAUCAUCAGCCCAAAAACAGAUUAGUCUAUGAUUGAAAAAAAUGACCAGUUUGUUUUGUUGUUUUGUUGUUGUAGUGUGUCUCUGUGUCACUGUGUGUGAGUGUUUGUAGUUAUGUUUAAGGUUCUCAUGAGCUGAGAAUGUUACACUGACGAAUUUGAUUGUAAUACUCAAGCUAACGCCAUUGUCUAACAAUGAUGUUAUUUUGUUUAUAAACAUUGAAAAAACUACUAUUCUGUGUGCA